This is a messenger RNA of Seriola aureovittata, 5638 nucleotides long. It is a transcript of the gene ppp2r2aa, whose product is annotated as protein phosphatase 2, regulatory subunit B, alpha a. Lineage: Eukaryota; Metazoa; Chordata; Actinopteri; Carangiformes; Carangidae. Gene Ontology annotation, cellular component: protein phosphatase type 2A complex; cytosol. Gene Ontology annotation, biological process: peptidyl-serine dephosphorylation. The record is from RefSeq and is a predicted model, not a curated record. The transcript is spliced from 10 exons. Bases 413 to 1759 code for a protein of 448 amino acids. Gene Ontology annotation, molecular function: protein binding; protein phosphatase regulator activity.
AGGACAGGAAAGAACCACAUCGGCGACGGUUCUUGAGAUCUGCCAGGUUAAAUUUUCAUGGUGCCCCCGCACCGCUCUCUCAGUUUGAAGGCUGAUGAACGCCGCCCGAGUUGCGCCAUUUUGAAAGUGUAAUGCUGGGAGAGGCAGAGGCGAGGGAAAUCUCAAAGUAGAGUGCAAAGUCUAAAAGCUAGUACUGAGGAUUGAAGUUUACUUUCUCUGGCUGAAAACUGUUUCAUACUGUCAAUAUCAACCGGGCCCAGGACUUGUGCGGUCUUCGGACUCAACAGCAGCAGUCUCCGCUUCAUUCCUCCACUGCUCCUUGGUCAGAACCACCCAGCCGACCCGGGUCAGCACUGCUCCAGCCCAGGGCCCGAGCCCGCUGCAGAGAUAUACUCUGUUUGAGUCGCUCACCAUGGCAGGGGCCGGUGGUGGGAACAGUGAUGUGCAGUGGUGCUUCUCCCAGGUCAAAGGAGCGAUAGAUGAUGAUGUCGCAGAAGCUGACAUCAUAUCUACGGUUGAAUUCAACCACUCUGGGGAGCUACUAGCCACCGGGGACAAGGGGGGUCGUGUUGUCAUCUUUCAGCAGGAGCCAGAGAGUAAGAAUCAGCCACAGUGCCGAGGAGAGUACAAUGUUUACAGCACCUUCCAGAGCCACGAGCCUGAGUUUGACUACCUGAAAAGCCUUGAGAUCGAGGAGAAGAUCAACAAGAUUCGAUGGUUGCCUCAGAAAAAUGCAGCACAGUUCCUUUUGUCUACAAAUGACAAAACCAUAAAGCUGUGGAAAAUUAGUGAGCGCGACAAGAGACCAGAGGGCUACAAUUUGAAGGAAGAAGAUGGACGAUACAGAGAUCCUAAUACUGUCACGACACUACGGGUACCAGUUUUCAGGCCCAUGGACUUGAUGGUGGAAGCCAGCCCUAGGCGAGUGUUUGCAAAUGCUCACACCUACCACAUCAACUCCAUCUCAGUCAACAGUGACUGUGAGACCUACCUGUCUGCAGAUGACCUGCGCAUUAACCUCUGGCAUCUGGAGAUCACUGAUCGCAGCUUUAAUAUUGUUGACAUUAAGCCAGCCAAUAUGGAGGAGUUGACGGAGGUGAUCACAGCAGCGGAGUUUCACCCCAACCAAUGCAACACUUUUGUCUACAGCAGCAGCAAGGGCAGCAUCCGCAUGUGUGACAUGAGGGCAUCAGCACUGUGCGACAAGCACGCCAAAAUGUUUGAAGAGCCAGAGGAUCCAAACAAUCGUUCUUUCUUUUCUGAAAUCAUCUCAUCCAUCUCUGAUGUGAAGUUCAGCCACAGUGGACGCUACAUGAUGACCCGCGACUACCUGUCCGUCAAAAUCUGGGAUCUCAACAUGGAGACCCGACCAGUAGAGACAUAUCAGGUGCAUGAAUAUCUCAGGAGUAAGUUGUGUUCACUUUAUGAGAAUGAUUGCAUCUUCGACAAGUUUGAGUGCUGUUGGAAUGGGAACGACAGUGUUGUGAUGACUGGUUCCUACAACAACUUCUUCAGGAUGUUUGACAGAGGCUACCGGCAGGACGUAACCCUAGAGGCAUCGCGGGAGAACAGCAAACCACGAUCGGUCCUAAAACCUCGCAAAGUAAGCACAGGUGGGAAGCGCAAGAAGGACGAGAUCAGUGUAGACAGUCUUGACUUUAACAAGAAGAUCCUCCACACUGCCUGGCAUCCUCUGGACAACAUCAUCGCUGUGGCCACCACCAACAAUCUGUACAUAUUCCAGGAAAAACUCAACUAGCAUUUGUUGAACCCAGAUCCCAGUUUUCUGCUUGAGCCCCACUGCUCUGAUACACACAUAACAAACAAUAUUUGUCUGUCUUUGGCUAAACCCCCGAGUCUUGAUAUGAUCUGCUCUUGGUGAAUUAAGUAUUGAAUGUGACAAGACUUACUCUGUCAACAACAAACGGCAUCAUUAACACAGUACAUCCAAGCAGGCCAUCACAAACACAUUUUCCAUGUGUACAACAACUGUAGACAUGCAGGGUUUGUAGAUCUGAGACCAGACUUUAUGACUUAGUGUCAUUGGUUUCCUCCAUUAGAAUCACUCCAUUCACCAAGUUACUGUUUGCAACUCCACUACAUCCCAAACCAAAGGGAAAAUGAGUUAAAUGCACAUAUUUGGCUAUUUCAUUUUCUUUAUUCUUUUGUGCCAUCGUGACAUGUAUGUCAUAGCUACCAAUUGUUGAUCAUUUUUUGUAGCUGCCAUGUUUUAUUAGUAUAAAUAGGAAAUUCUUAAUACGGUUUAUACGUGUUUCCGUCACCAUGUUCCUUUUCAUACUGGCCUGAAACACUGCUAAUACAAGCUGUCAACACUCCAUAUUUGCCCCAAGUAUUUGUCAAGUUGCCAAGUUCACUCACCAUUUCUUUCCAGAUAUACAGUAUGGUUAUGCUGUUAAAGGACUAUUCUAGUGUUUUAUUAUGUUUUAGCUCAUUCUCUACAAAUAGUGUAUAACUUACAUUACUGCUAACCUUUUUCCACAGUCUACAGUAAGAAAGUCAGCAUUCUUGAACCUGACUUGAGUUGUAUUCCAUCACAGUGAGCUUCUUGCUGUCUUUAAGUAAAAUUAAUUAUGUUUUAACACAGUCGCAAGUAAGAAAACUCAGUGUGUGUUCGAGCAUACUGAAACAUCUGAUAAUAAAUGUAAGUCGUCUAAAAUCAGCCUUUUUAAUGCAGGAUAUAAUGAAAUUUGCAAGAACAUUCAUGUUUCUAAACAUCUGUCCUCUGGAUUAGAGCUUCUGACACAAUAGCAGCUUGUAAUGUGCUCGAGCGUCCUGAACAUAUCGGAAUCAGGUUUUCAAAACAAUCCCUGGUUCUCAGAUGCAUUACUAAAAACUUGCCUAAAAUGUUCAUUGGGAUGGAUUACUUAUCUCAAGCUCAAGCCUGUAAGUUGAUUUUCAUAGUGCACUGAAAUGGCUACAUUUAGGAAAAUUGUCGGCAGUGAUGUGUAAUUGAUUUCUAGUUAAUGGGCUAAAACAUAAAAGAAAACAAAAUCGUCCUUUAACAUGGACACAAGAAUGACUUGCGCACACUUCUGUCAGGUAUUGUGGUUUUGGGAGUUAAGUGGGGGCCAAUUAUGCCAAAGUAACCAGUCCUAUACACUCUAAAGAUAGAUUAAUUUAAAGCUGUCUUGCAGACAAGGUGUCACCGGUCAGACCGGGCACCCGUGCACAUGUGUGGACCACCAUAUAAAGCUCAGGACAAAAGCUUAUAUACGUGGAAGGGCACGAUGGCGUGCUGUGGCCUAAUUCUCUUGCGGUUUGUGGCACCAACAUUGAGUGCUGCUGUCAGCUUCCCCACAAAGCGCAUUGUGUUGUUCUAGAUUGAUUAAUCGCUUUACCCUCUGGAUCUUGUUUCUGUUUGUAGAUUUUUUUUGUUUUUUGUUUUUUUAAUGAUGUUUUGUACCGUACCUGAUAAGAGAAGAAUAAUCACUAUAGCUGAUUUAUUUUUGUAUAAAUUAAGGCAAUAGGAUUACAGUCUGAUCACUGUAGUUUCUUUAGCUGUCUAUCUCAGACUGAUUGUAGAUUGAAGGUCGCUUGAAGGUCAGGUAACCUUUUUGUAAUAUGACUAUUUUGUUCAUUCUGGUAAGAAUUUGUUUGAAAGCUAGAGACUUUUUGUGACAUCAAGGAAGUGUGUCGUUUCUGACGUGGGAUGUCCAAAGAAAAGUAUUUUCAGGUGUCAGUACCUCUGUAGUCAUAAGCACUAUAACAGUUUAUUUUUUUAAUUUGGCUUACUGUAACUGAUGUUUAUGUAGAACUUAUUUGGACACUUCAGAGUUAGAUUCUGAGCUAAUUUGGAUCUUAAUGUUCUGUUUCUGUGCCAUGGUUUGUUUAUGAAUCAUUGAGCUCCUGUGAAAGAAUAGGUCCUUGAAGGCCUAAAUGGGAAAGGCAUUUUAAUCAACAUGUGAUGUUAAAACUGUAAAAUCAAGUUCUCUCUAAAGUUAGUCAAGUCAAUUGACUAGGCAGAGUUACUGAUUUUGAAUUAUUGUAUGAAAUGUCUUCUCUCUCCUGUGAUGCAGGGGUAGCUCUCCUAUACACACUUGUUUAUCUGAAAAGGAGAAUUUGUGAAGCACUUGGUUUGAAGAUGAUUGUUGUAUGGAAGCCGUCAUUAAUGACUGUACUGAACAUGGAAAACGUUUAACUCUGCUGUUUCUCUGCUACACUAUGCUUUGGUCCCAUGUUGCCACUUCUCUUUGGAGAAAACUGGUUGAUUAUAGCUCAGUUUCCACUAUAUUACAAUUGUUCUGGUGACAGAUUAAGCCAUUGAAUCGGGGCAUGAAGCCUGUUGGUUCAUUGAACCACAUUUUAUGUGUGACUGCUACCAUAGAGAACUGAUUUCCAAAUCACUAGGAUGCCACAAAAAUAAUUACCAUCUCCUCCAUUUGUGGUGUUGAGUCUCUCGCUCUCUCACUCUCUCUCUUUCUCAGGGCUCUGGGUGAUGUCCUCUACUAUUAAGACACUUUGUUAAUCUGUUUUUUUUUUUGUUUUUUUUUCGCACCCUUUUUGAAAAACAACUUUUCUUAUUGUCUAAUGCAAGAUUGUGUGAGGGUUGUUCAAGUUCUUUGCCUCAAGUCACAUAUGUAUAAAGUCCCACUCCACAGUCAAGGAGGAUUCAGUCAGUUAGCCACUGAGUUAGCAACCCAUAUAGAAGGAGAGUUGUCCAUUCAAAAUAUGAGAUCAGUGAUCAGCUUUGACCUGUCAUUCAUUCAAAGAAACAUUUACUCACUCAUUCACUGUCAAGUAUUAACUGUUCUAACAACCUGUUGGAAGUUGUGAAGAAUUUUUGAAAAUGCAAAAAUCUACAUAGAAAUAAUACCCAAUCAGAAUUGGCAAGUUUUCUUUUUGGAAAAAUGUUGACUUUGGCUUUUACAAAAUCCCAUGUUUGCAGACACAGUAGAGACGGUCACCACAGACUGCGUGUCACCGAUAUUCAUAAAAUCAAUAAACUAACCAAUAAUAUUUUUCACUUUCCCCAUAUGUCUCCAUAGCUAUUGCUCAAGGCUAUGGUGUAAACCACAAAGACGUUCAGAAGAACCCUCUUGCCUUUCUCAAAGCAUUAAGAAGAAAUAAGAUAAUCAAGUAUGUUUCUUGAACUUUCUGGUAUGCCAGACAGGAGACUGCUCAGGGGAAUUUACUGCUGCUCUGUGAUCAAAACCUUGUACCUUCAAGAAGGCAGCUUCUCAGGAAAAUCUGCCUUACUGACAGGUAGAUCAUAGAUUUUUUUUUUUUUUUUUUUUUUUUUUUUUUUUUUACAUUCAUGUUUCUAUAAUGGCUUUUGACAUGAACCUUGGGUCAACUAAACUUGCUCUACAUACAGUUUAAACGAUCAUGAAAUCUCAAGGAAACUGUCUAAUUUGGAGUUAUGAGGUUUUUCCACUUGCAGCAGCAUUAUAUACAUGUCUAAUGUAUCACAGGAGUUAAAAACAAAAUGCACUUUUAUUUUUGUGAAUUUCAUUAAUUUGUAUGUUUUUGUUUAUUUCUUUCAAGGGGCUCUUGAAUAAAGAUUGUAGGAGAGUUUUGGUGAUCUGUUUAAAUGGUUCAUUGUACAGCUAUGUUUGUCUUUGUCAAAUGGAAUAAAGUACAAUUUAGAUGAAAAGUAAUAAAGAAUUUCAAACCUGAA